AUGGCGCAAUCGACCGCGCACCGUCGGCUGCUGCAGGAGUACCGGGCGCUGACCAACAAUCCGCCCGAGGGCAUCACGGCGGGGCCGGUAUCCGAGGACGACCUGCUGUACUGGGAGGCGCUGAUACAGGGUCCCGACGGGACGCCGUUCGAGGGCGGCAUCUUCCCCGCCGAGCUGCGCUUCCCAAGGGACUACCCGCUGGCGCCGCCGACCAUGAAGUUUCUGGGCGAGGUGUGGCACCCAAAUGUGUACCCUAGUGGCGUGGUAUGCAUCUCAAUCCUGCAUCCGCCAGGUGACGACCCGAACCACUAUGAGCAUGCGUCAGAGCGCUGGUCGCCGAUCCAGUCCGUCGAGAAGAUACUGAUCUCGGUCAUGAGCAUGCUGGCGGAGCCCAACGACGAGAGUCCUGCCAACGUCGAGGCCGCCAAGAUGUGGCGAGAGCGACGAGACGAGUACGAGAAGAAGGUGCGCGAUGGCGUGCGGCGCAUGCUUGGUCUUUGA
Molecule: messenger RNA, 501 nt
Organism: Lasiosphaeria miniovina
Lineage: Eukaryota; Fungi; Ascomycota; Sordariomycetes; Sordariales; Lasiosphaeriaceae
Product: ubiquitin-conjugating enzyme/RWD-like protein
Exons: 2
Coding region: 1-501 (166 amino acids)
Cellular component (GO): cytosol; endoplasmic reticulum
Source: RefSeq, a predicted model, not a curated record